Spirodela intermedia is the source of this 2207-nucleotide messenger RNA. The record is from the annotation of a GenBank genome assembly. Lineage: Eukaryota; Viridiplantae; Streptophyta; Magnoliopsida; Alismatales; Araceae.
AUGAACAGCACAGCGGCGGCGGCGGCUGCUGCAGCAGCGGCGGCGGCGGGUUGCCGGCCACCGUUCACGGCGUCCCAAUGGCAGGAGCUCGAACACCAGGCCCUCAUCUUCAAGUACCUCAUGGCGGGCAUCCCUGUCCCACCGGACCUUCUCCUCCCCAUCCGCCGGAGCUUGGAGUCCAUGGCCGCUCGCUUCUACCACCACCCCGCCAGUAAGCUCCCCUCCCCUCCCCUCCCCCCCGCUCUUCCCUCUGCAGCUCCAUCUCUCCGACGAAACAUCUUGGUUCCCGUCCGCAUGAGCUAUGGAUUCGAUUUGGUCUCCCUACACGCUUGUUCGUUCUUCCGAAAGCCGCCUGUUUUUCCUGCCAAAAAUAGACCACAAGCCCCUACCCGAUCGACUACCCGCUUUAUCCAUCCAUGUCUUCCCCUCCUCCUCAUCUUACUUUUGGUCGUCCCCAUCUUUUUCCAUGAAAGAUCCCUCCUGCUCCUCCGCCCUGGUACGAAUAUUUCGUCACAUUUUCCUCGUCAGCGAUAUCUGCUCCUCUCUUCUCCCUUUUCUUUUGCAUGCAUUGAUGGGUUCGGCUGUCCUUUUCCCGAGCUCUGAUCCUCGGCGGCGGGCAGGGUUACGAACUUCUGAUCUGAACAAGGAAAUUUUCUUCUCUGAGACGCUCUUGGAUGACUUGCUGCAGUGGGCUACUGCUCCUUCUACGGCAAGAAGCUGGACCCGGAACCGGGGCGCUGCCGGAGGACCGACGGGAAGAAGUGGAGGUGCUCGAAAGACGCCCAUCCAGACUCCAAGUACUGCGAGCGGCACAUGCACCGCGGCAGAAACCGUUCAAGAAAGCCUGUGGAAACGCAAAAUCUCUCCCAGCCUCAGCCCUCCUCCUCGUCGCCGUCCUCAACCGUGACCUCUCUGGCCCCCUCCGGCAGCGGCGUCAGCGGCGGCGGCGGAGGCGGUGGGAGCUUUCCCAGCGGCAUCCUCCUACAGUCCCUCGGCGGCGGUGGCGGCGGCGGCGGCGGCAGCUCAGCUGCCCAAGUAUCUCUCACGGGCACCAGCCUCAACCCGCUGCAGAUGGACCCGUCCUCCUACGGAAUGGGUAGCAAAGACUUUGGGUUGGUCCUCCUCCCUCUAGAAUCCAUGAUUAUCUGGUAACCCGUUUCUUCUUCCAUGAUUUCUCCAUCACCUUUCCCUCCGCGUCGACGACUUCCUCUCUGCUAUAUUUUUCCGAGUUCGUCUCUCGGUACCCUUCAUAUAUAGUAUGUGAUUUUAUGUAAGCUUAUGGAAACGACUGUCAGUUCCAUUCUAGUCAGCGCUGGAUUCGUCGAUUCGUGCCCUGCAUUGUUUUUUUUCUUCCCAAGUUCAGCAAUUUCUGCACAUGUCCAAUGGCCUGCGCAUGCCCACCUACUCCCGGUUGGUCUUCUGUGAUUCUUUUGCUGCCUCUUAAGCUCUCUGCCUGUAGAUCUUGCCUCGGAUUUCACACGAUAAUUCAUGGAUGAUUCAUGAUAAUCUGGAUUUUUUCUAUUUCGGGUUUUUUUUCAUAAUCUUCCGUAUUAAUUGUCAGAAUUUUACUGAAAAAGGAUUAGUUUUUUUUCAUCAUCAUGCUCAUCGAGGAGCGAUCGGCAUGUGAUGCAGAUACCUUCGCGGGGUGAAAUCCGAGGUGGAUGGGCACAGCUUCUUCUCAGAGGCCUCAGGGAGCGCGAGGGGCCUCGGGAUGGACUUUUCUCUGGACAGCGCCUGGCGUCAGAUCCCUUCACAGGCCUCGUAUUCUCUCCCGAAGGCGGGUGGCGGCGGCGGCGGCGGCACCACCCUUCUGCAGGGCGGCUACCCUCACCUCCACCCCUCCCAGGAUUUCGGGCAGGUAACCCUGAGCUCUCUGUCGAAGCAGCAGCAGCAGCAGCAGCAGCACUGCUUCUUCGGUAGCGACUUCGGCGGCGGAGAGCCGGCGAAGCACGAGAGCCAGCCGCUGCGGCCGUUCUUCGACGAGUGGCCCAAAACCAGAGACUCGUGGUCGGAGCUCGAUGACGAACGGUCCAACCGGACCCAGCUCUCCAUCUCCAUUCCCAUGGCCUCCUCCGACUUCUCCACCACCAGCUCGAGGUCUCCCAACGGUGGGUCGCCCUAGCCUCCGCCCUCUUCCCGCGGCUGCUGCGCCGCCGCCGUGCUCUUUCGAUUAAAUCUCUGGCAAUUCUUCCCGUGCAGAUGAUUGA